Molecule: messenger RNA, 2508 nt
Organism: Venturia canescens
Lineage: Eukaryota; Metazoa; Arthropoda; Insecta; Hymenoptera; Ichneumonidae
Gene: sll
Product: slalom
Exons: 7
Coding region: 261-1601 (446 amino acids)
Biological process (GO): transmembrane transport
Cellular component (GO): Golgi membrane; endoplasmic reticulum membrane
Molecular function (GO): 3'-phosphoadenosine 5'-phosphosulfate transmembrane transporter activity
Source: RefSeq, a predicted model, not a curated record
UCUGCAAUUGCCCGGUUGCUUCGUUUAUGUGUUCAUUUUUUAGUGAUAACAAUCAAUUUUUGUUUGUCCAUUAUCCAACUUUCGAGUCUGCGACGAUAAUGUGAAUGUUAAAGCGUCUCGAAAAACCUGUUCAUUCAUUUAUUAAAAACCUUCAACUACUCGUUGAAAUCGAGCAACGAGUAGUAUGGCUGUCAAAAUAACCUCUUAACCAAAACUUUUCUCACUCAAUAGACUCGUUAUUUAUUGGUAUUUGACGAACUAUGGCAAACUAUGUUGGCAAUGCGAUAAUAUGCACCCUUAUCCUUUUUUCCAUUAUUAUUAUUUAUGUGUCGACUCAAAUUGUCAAGUCGUUUACGGAGCAGAAAAAUGACCUUAUGAGCGAUUCGUCUACCUACAGCUGGAUCAUAAGACUUUGCUUGAAUCUCCUUGGAUACAGUACUGUUUUAUUGCCUGGCUAUCUCAUUUACAAAUACGUGUGCCAUAGUAAAUAUCUUCAGAGAGCUGGUAAAGGAUGUCUGUUCAAACUAGUCGAGACUUGUUUUCUGGGCAAUGGCAGCACUGGCUUGUUAGAUUCUCCGGCAUACAGUCCAGCACGUGUGUCAUCGUCAAGCGGGCUGAAAAGUUUUUCCCAAGAUGCGCUUAUUCUUGUUUACUGCUUCUUUGGCUUGCAAAUGAGUUACUUAACAUGGGGCUACUUACAAGAGAAAAUAAUGACACAGGAAUACGUCAAUGACGCAGGAGAAAAAAGCCAUUUCCGUGACUCCCAGUUUUUGGUAUUUGUCAAUCGGAUACUUGCGUUUUUGAUGUCUGGAAUGUAUCUGAUUAUAAAGCGACAACCGCGCCAUACUACUCCAUUAUACAAAUAUGCUUUUUGCUCUCUGUCCAACAUAAUGAGCAGUUGGUGCCAGUAUGAAGCUCUAAAAUUCGUCAGCUUUCCCACUCAAGUUUUAGCCAAAGCUUCUAAAAUCAUUCCUGUUAUGAUAAUGGGAAAAAUCGUUUCGAAAAAUUCGUAUGAGUAUUACGAAUAUGUGACUGCUGUCCUUAUUUCUAUUGGAAUGACACUGUUCAUGCUGGGAAGUUCAACACACACAUCUGACAGUGCUACAACGAUUUCCGGUAUCAUUCUUCUAGCUGGUUACAUGGUGCUCGAUAGUUUCACUAGCAAUUGGCAAAACGCUCUCUUCGUCGAGUACGGCGUUACAAGUAUACAAAUGAUGUGCGCCGUGAACAUGUUUUCUUGCAUGUUAACAGCAAUGUCACUGUUCCAACAGUCGAGCUUCGUACAGACACUCGAUUUUGUUAUGAAGUAUCACGGAUUCAUUGUCGACUGUUUGCUCAUUUCCGUUUGCUCAGCGAGCGGUCAAUUAUUCAUUUUUUAUACGAUAUCGCAAUUCGGUGCAGUGACAUUUGUUAUAAUGAUGACUAUCCGCCAGGGACUGGCGAUAUUAAUCUCGUGUUUGGUGUACCAGCAUAACAUAACAGUUUUCGGUGUAAUCGGCGUUUUUAUAGUCUUCGGCUCAGUGUUCCUAAGAAUAUAUUGCAGCAAUCGUCUGCGAGCGAUUAGACGACGGAGAGCUGAAAGUAGCGUCGUUAAGGAUUAACGAUAACGAUACAAUUUGUUGCCGGUGUACAGUGGAUUGUGGAUGAAAAGUAUUGAGAAAAACGUUGCUAUCAAUAGGCAAUGACAAAUAGUUACGAAAAAGGAAGUAGAGAACUCUGACGCAGCAAGAGAUGCCGAAAUCUCUCCUGCUUAUUCCCGUUGUCCUGGUGAGCAGCUUUGGCGAUUUCUUUUGAAAUUCAAAAUAUCCAUUUUUUUCUUUCCAUUUUUCUAUCACUUACUCAGGAUACGAAAACAUUUAAUCGAGUUUGUUUUAGAUUAAACAAAAGUGCAAACGCAGUUUUAUGCGAUUUAUUGAAUAAUUAUAGAAAAUAUAUUUUUUUGCUGGAGUUUAUCCUAAAUGCCGCAAAACAAAGCUAAUGCUUACUGAAUAAGUUUAAUUUUGGGCAUUCUUUCUAGUAAUCAAUUUAUAUGAUUGUGCAAAAAAAAUCAAUGCUACAUCGAAAGAAAUUAUUUUUCGAAUAAAUUGCUUUUAGUGGUUUUCCAAUGAGAAUCAUUGAAAUGCCUGGUUUUAGAGUUACUCGUAUAUCGCGACAAUACAACGGUACGUGGAAGUACUUAGAGAAAAUCAAAAUAUUCGUGUACAUAUAAUUAUAUAUGACUUCCGGUAUUGACGUAUCCGGCAAUCGAAGAUUUUCGAAAGAAAAACAAAAAAGUAUUUUUGUUACCUGAAAACUUGGAAUCUCAUUAGUGACGUAAAAAUUUUAGUUAUAAUAAAUAAACAUCAAUCGUCGAGACUUAUAUUCGUUUAUUUUGAAAAUACGAAAUUAAUUUCAAAUUAAUAUAUUAAUUCAGGGAUAAAGUGGAGAAGGAGGAGGAAGGGGGUUUGAUAAGAAUAUGAAAAAGGUGUAAACAAAUAAACAAUAAACGUUUAACUGGGACGAAUGUAA